Molecule: messenger RNA, 1931 nt
Organism: Paramecium octaurelia
Lineage: Eukaryota; Ciliophora; Oligohymenophorea; Peniculida; Parameciidae
Source: the annotation of a GenBank genome assembly
UCUUAUUUGAUAAUGCCCCCUAAAAAAGCAACAAAGAAAAAGACACCAUCUCCAUCACCUCCCCCUGCCAAAAGGUCGACGAGAUCAAAAAAAGAAGACAAAGUUGAUGAUAAGAAAAAGUACAAAUUCAUACAAUAAUUUUUAGAGACGUGGUAGCAAAAGUGACAAAAGACUAAUCCAAAUCGAAAGGAAAAGGUAAAGCUAAAUAGAAGACUCCUUCACCUUCACCUCCACCAAAAAAGGCUCCUGCAAGAAAGGAUUCAAAGAAAAGUGACAAAAAGUCACCAUCACCCCAACCAAAAAAAACAGUAAAGAAAUCCCCAUCUCCAGCUAAGAAAGAUGAGGAAUAGAAUCUUAAGAAACUUGUAUUUACAGGCAAAGCUCCUGUUGAUGAAUUUGUUAAUAAUAGAGAUAAUUAUGUAGUAUAUGAGGAUGCUACAAAAGUAUAUGACUGCAUGAUGAAUCAAACUAAUAUUAUUGGAUCAAAUAAUAAUAAUAAAUUCUACGUUGUGUAAUUAUUAAAGAGUAAAUCAUCAAGUAUCUUAUUCAAAUAUCUAAAUUAGAUACAUAUUUUGUAUUUACCAGAUGGGGUAGAGUUGGUGCAUCUGGGAAUCAAGCUUUACAACCUUGUGGAAGCAGUCUUGAAGCAGCCAAAAGUGGAUACGAAUCCAAGGUUAGAGACAAGAGUGUAAAAGGAGAUUAUAGAAUACUUGAGAAGGAUUAUAGUGUUGAUACAGAUCCAAAGAAUGCUGAGAAAUUAGAAAAAUUAAAAGAGUAGAGAGAAAAGGAGUCUUAUGAUAAGAGCAAGUUACACACAAAAAUUAAAGAGUUAGUAAGAUUGAUCUUCGAUAUGAAGAUGAUUAACAAUUAAAUGAAAGAGUAAUAUAAAUCAUAUUGUAUUUUUUAGAAUAGGUUAUGAUGCGAAGAAAAUGCCUUUAGGCAAAUUGGCAGCUUCAACUAUUAACAAGGGGUUUGAUGUCUUAAAGAAAAUCUCAGAAGAAUUGAAUAAUAAGUCCCAUAAUACAACAACUUUACAGACAUUGACAAGUGAGUUCUAUAGUCAAAUUCCUCAUGAUUUUGGCAUGGCGAAAGCUCCCUUGAUUAAUACUGCUUAAUUGGUAAAGUAGAAGUUGGAAAUGUUGGAAUCUAUAUAGUAGAUCUAAGUAGCAACCAAAAUAUUGGAAGAAUAAAAGGAUGAUGAUACAAAUGUUAUUGAUGAAAAUUUCAAGAAACUUGGAAUAAAUAUGCAAUAUUUAGACCCAACAGAAGAAAAAGUUAAAAUCGUCAAAGAGUUUGUUAAGAAUACUCAUUGUGACACUCAUAAGAAUUAUGAUUUAGAUGUACUCGACGUCUUUGAAUUAUAAAAAGAUUAAGAUGAUAAUAGAUUCAAGAAAGACAUUGGAAAUAGAAUGCUUUUAUGGCAUGGUUCAAGAUUAACCAACUUUGUUGGUAUUUUAAGUUAAGGAUUGAGAAUUGCUCCACCUGAAGCUCCAGUAACUGGAUAUAUGUUCGGAAAGGUAUUUUCUAAUUUAAUCCUUAAAGGGUGUUUAUUUUGCAGAUAUGGUUUCUAAAUCAGCCAAUUAUUGUGCGGUUACAAGAGAGAACAACACAGGAUUGAUUCUAUUAUGUGAUGUGGCCCUAGGAAACACAAAUGAAAAAUUCUACUCAGAUUAUUAUGCUAACAAUCUACCACCUGGUAAGCACAGUACUUGGGGUAAAGGUAAGACCAUGCCACCACCUGCUUAAAAUAUUCCCUUCCCAGGUAUGCCAGAGGUUUAAGUGCCUAUUGGUAAAGGAGCUCCUUCAGGAGUUGCUAAUGUAAAUAUUAUAUGUAUAAUUAGACCUCUUUGCUUUACAAUGAAUUUAUAGUCUAUGAUGUUGCUUAAAUUAGAUUGAAAUAUUUAAUCAAGAUGAAGUGGAAUUAUAAAUGA